Helobdella robusta is the source of this 2752-nucleotide messenger RNA. RefSeq lists its product as hypothetical. The transcript has 10 exons. Gene Ontology annotation, biological process: tricarboxylic acid cycle; citrate metabolic process; carbohydrate metabolic process. Gene Ontology annotation, cellular component: mitochondrial matrix. The coding region runs from base 93 to 1517 and encodes 474 amino acids. NCBI's taxonomy places the organism in Eukaryota, Metazoa, Annelida, Clitellata, Rhynchobdellida, Glossiphoniidae. The record is from RefSeq and is a predicted model, not a curated record.
UCGAUAAGCUAGCUAUCGUUGUUCCCGUUCGCACGUAGUCUUCUAGAUUUUUUCUAUUAAUUUCGUUAUUUCUUCAGUGAAAGUUAGGGAAAAUGUCCGUCUGGAAGUCUGCGGCACUAACUCUUAAUCAUUCGUUUAAAAGAGCACUGUUGUACCAACUACCUGCUUGUCAGAUAAGAUCCAAAACCACUGGACCUGAAAUUACCAAUCUCAAGGAAGAGUUAGCAGUUUUGAUUCCAGAGCACAGAGAAGUUGUCAAGAAGUUUGUAGCAGAACAUGGAAAGUUUUCAUUGGGGGAAGUCACCAUUGAUCAGCUGUACGGAGGAAUGAGAGGAAUCAAAGGUCUCAUCACAGAAACAUCAGUACUUGAUGCUGAGUUUGGUAUCCGUUUCCGUGGUUACAGCAUUCCAGACUGCCAGAAGAUGUUGCCAAAGGCCCCAGGUGGAAUUGAACCACUUCCAGAAGGAUUGUUCUGGCUGCUGUGCACCGGCAAGAUGCCCUCUGAUGCUCAGGCGAAGGCUGUUUCUCAGGAAUGGGCAAACAGAGCAGGUCUGCCAUCACAUGUGGUGACCAUGCUGAAGAACUUUCCAUCCAAUCUUCACCCCAUGGCCCAGUUCUCAGCAGCCGUCACUGCGUGCAACAGUGAGAGCAAGUUUGCAAAGGCAUACAGUCAGGGAAUACACAGAGAUAAAUACUGGGAGUACAUUUAUGAAGAUUCCAUGGAUCUCAUUGCCAAAUUGCCAACGAUUGCGGCUAUCAUCUACAGGAACCUGUAUAGGGACGGUACCAGUGUGGGUGCUAUUGAUCCUAACAAAGAUUGGUCUGCAAACUUCCACAGUCAGCUGGGCUAUGAAGAUCCUCAGUUUGCUGAUCUCCUCAGAUUGUAUCUCACCAUUCAUAGUGACCAUGAAGGUGGUAAUGUCAGUGCUCACACUUGCCAUCUUGUGGGCAGUGCCCUCUCUGACCCCUACCUCUCAUUUGCUGCCGGUCUCAAUGGAUUGGCUGGGCCACUUCAUGGUUUGGCUAAUCAGGAAGUGUUAGUCUUCUUGAAGGGCAUCCAAGGUAAGGUUGGGUCAGAUUACACUCAGGAGGGUCUCAAGGAGUAUGUCUGGUCACAGCUGAAAGCUGGACAGGUGGUGCCAGGUUAUGGACAUGCGGUCCUCAGAGUGACUGAUCCUCGCUACACUUGCCAGCGUGAGUUUGCCCUCAAGUACCUGCCCAACGAUCCACUCUUCAGGCUGGUCAGUGACCUGUACAAGAUUGUACCCGACAUUCUUCUCCAGCUGGGGAAGGUCAAGAACCCCUGGCCAAAUGUUGAUGCACAUAGUGGAGUCUUGUUGCAGCACUACGGAAUGAAGGAGAUGAACUAUUACACUGUACUGUUCGGGGUCUCCCGUGCCCUCGGCUGUCUGGCCUCCCUAAUUUGGUCACGUGCUCUGCGCUUCCCCAUUGAAAGGCCAAAGUCGUACAGCACUGCCCUAUUGCAGCAGAUGGUCCAGAAGGCCGCCAAGAAAUAAUUUAUUCAUCAUCACUCUUUGAUGCAAUGAUGAUAUUUUUUUUUUACCUUCUGGAUGUAUAUGAUGAUAACAACAACAACAACAAAAUAGCCAUGAUGUCGAUAUAUUUAUAAUAUUAUUAUGGUGAUGAAGAUUGUGACGAUGAUGAAGAUUGUGAUGGUGAUGAUGGUGGUGGUGGUAGAGAUGAUAGUAGAGAUGGCGAUGAGGAGGGUGGCAUUAAAAUGAAGUUUUUGCGGAUUCAAAUAUAUUGCGUUUUUUAUGACUGGUAUGGCCAAUGUUAUGGUAUUUAUGAUAGAAUUAUAGAUUCAAUUAUUAUUGUAAUUAUUUUUUUUCUUAUUGUCUUUUUUCUUCUUCUUAUUCUUAUUAUUAUUAUUAUUAUUAUAUCUAUUACAAAACAUCUCGUACAGCUCUUUGAAGAUCACAUCCAUUCACUUACUUCCACCAACUUGGUCAUAUUAUUUUUUCAUUUUAUAUUUCCACCAUUUGAUCAACGACCUAAUUAAUUAAUUAAUUAAUCAACUGAUUAAGUAAUUUAUUUAUAUAUUUAUUAAAUCGUAAUUACCGAGACCAUACGUAACUACAGAAAAAUACACAUUACUGAUCUUUUUUUAUUCUUUGCUUCUUCACUCACUCAUUAGAUUAAAUUUUAAUGUUAGGAAAGGUAAUAUGAAUGAUAUAUAUCAUAUAUAUUUAUAUAUAUUAUAUAUAUGUAUGUAGAGAUAUAUAUAAAUAAUUAUAUAAUACAUAUAUAUAGUUAACUUAUUAAUGAAAUUAACAACAUUUUGAAUGGUAACCAUAUUUUUCUUACUUGAUAAGCCAAUGCAGUGCUGUGUUGUAAUUGUUCAUUUGUACGUUAGUCAGCUUGGUGUUGUCAGUUUAUUGUUAUUAUUGUUGUUAUUAUUUUUCAUUUUUAUAAUUGUCAGGUUCUGGGAGUGAAAUGAAUUAUGAGUUUUGAUGAAUUAUGGUUGAUGGGUGCAUUAGUUUACAUGUUUUCGUUGUUGCUGUUUUGUUUUGUUUUUGUAGUGCUGGGUUGUAGCUUUUAUUUGUAAAUAAAUUGUUUAUACGUUUUAAUCAUAUAUUAUUUGUUGUUAUACUAUGGUUCAUCAGAUAUGUUCUCACUUUUGUUACAAUUUUUGAAAAAAUUUUAAAGGAUUGUCAACUUACCAUAAAAAUCAUCAUUUGCUCUCGUUACUAUUGUUGUUUCCUCUGUGGAAUAGAUAGAAAGCUUCUUCAUU